Molecule: messenger RNA, 1051 nt
Organism: Eruca vesicaria subsp. sativa (arugula)
Lineage: Eukaryota; Viridiplantae; Streptophyta; Magnoliopsida; Brassicales; Brassicaceae
Source: the annotation of a GenBank genome assembly
CAUCACUGCCAUGUUCUUUACCGAUAUAAUUACAUCAUCGUCACAUGCACUUACUUCAUUUUAAAUUUAAUAAUAUUAAAAUAAAAAAACUACAAAACCUAAUCUCUUCAUUAACUACGUUUAAUCAGAAAGAACUUAACACACUAUAAAGACAGAACAUAAGUAAAGCUAUGGAUUUGUCUUCAAAACACAGACAAACAUUAGUAAACUCCCCUGUCGCCGGAGAAAUGGGUGUCUGUUACAAAGAGUGUUUAAAAAACCACGCGGCUAACCUCGGCGGUCAUGCCCUCGACGGCUGCGGCGAGUUUAUGCCAACCCCCACCGCAACACCCACCGAUCCUUCCUCUCUCCGCUGCGCCGCUUGUGGCUGCCACCGUAACUUCCACCGCCGUGACCCUUCCGACCAUCUCAACUUCCUUCCUUCCCAUCCCACUUCCUCUCCCUCCGGCACGGAAUCGCCGCCGUCUCAGUCGCUUCACCACGUGGCUUCCCCUGUCCCCUGCUCUUACUACACUUCAGCUCCUCAUCACGUGCAUCUCUCUCUCGGCUCAGGCUUCCCUUUAGAUCAAGAUCCGACGGGUGUGAGAUCGGAGAACAGCUCAAAGGGAGGAAUGAGGAAACGGACGAGGACCAAGUUCACGCCGGAGCAGAAGAUGAAGAUGAGGGCUUUCGCUGAGAAAGCAGGGUGGAAGAUCAACGGCUGUGAUGAAAAGUUGGUGAGAGGUUUUUGUAGUGAGAUUGGGAUAGGGAGAGGGGUUUUUAAAGUAUGGAUGCAUAAUAAUAAGUAUUCACUUCUCAACGGGAGGAACAGAGAGAUCUUCUCUAUGGAUCCUCGUGGUCCUUGUCUGAACACUCACAGCUGUGACAAUGGUGGAGAAGAUGGAGACACUGUUGAUGGGUCUUCCUCUUCUUGAUUAUGAAAGCUUUGGUGAAGUUAAUUUGAAAUUAAUUGUCAGCGUUAACCGUUUUAAAAUCUUAUUAUAGUAAGUUCUGACAUGUAAUCGAUGAACGAUAAUGCAUAAGCAGUUUUAAAAAUAUUAAUGAGCUUUCA